CACAUGACGAGUCACGAGCACCCGGAAUCCCGACGCAAUCCGGCAUUAUGGAUAACGCCGGCACCCGACAUGUCAACAUCAAUGGAACUUCGAUUUUCGGAUUCUUCGUACUAAGACAACACUGCGACCCGAGAGGACGACUAGCAUUUGCUUCUUGCAGGAUUAUGGCAAUGACCCGAGGCGUUCAGUCCAAUAUCCUACCUACGAAUGUGCGGUAGCACCUUCGUCAAGAUGUCGCCUCGAUGCUUUCACGCUGCGUGAAGAGGCGUCAUUUCUAGUCAAACAGACGGCUUACGACUUAGUUGAGCUUUCUAGCUCCGCCAUCAGAGAUCGAUAAAAAUACGCAAACAUCAAUAUCUCGAUACAUCAUGGACCUGUUCCAGUACGAACCCUUCCAGUACGAACCCCUAGACCUUACGGGGAAAUCCUUCCGGCUACUCAUGCUUCAUCCUGGAUCCACCAGCGAGGUAUCCUGCGAUAUCUUUGAAGCAAGCCUGGACUCUGACAGCAUUGUCCCCUACGAGGCCUUAUCAUAUGCCUGGGGCAGCAUUGAUCUCUCGGCCUCCAUCAUCACCAACGGCAAGACCCUCUGUAUCACGUAUAACUUAUUUACUGCUUUGACUUAUCUCCGAGACGAACAUGUAAGCAAAGUCAUGUGGAUCGACGCUGUCUGCAUCGAUCAAAGCAACGUCGCUGAGCGAGGUCACCAAGUCGAACAGAUGGCAGGCAUCUACCGAGGCGCUGAACAGGUCAUCAUUUGGCUUGGCCCCCCCACACAUGAGACGAACCUCUUGCUCGGAUGCCUCAAAGAACUACAGAAAGGCUGGACCCGUCAGAAAAGCCGAGACGACCUUGUCCAGGCACAAGAGCAAUGGUCGAAGAUGCGACAGAACUCGGAACUUGACCAGGCUGUUCUCUUGGAUCUGCAACGGAAGGGACUUGUUUCCCUCCUCGGGGAGGCCUGGUUCACGAGGAUAUGGGUUCUGCAGGAAGUAUCACACGCACGGGCAGCUUCGAUAUUGUGUGGAAGACGGUCCGUUCAGGCCUACAUGCUCAACAUCGCCGCCAAGCUCGUCGGCGUCGUCCCGGAUGUCGGCUGCCAAGCUGUUCUGGACUUGCUUCCGGAUUCAUUCACUCAGAGGUCCCCAAGGAAGAAUGUUCUACUGGCCUUAUUACAAAAGUUUCAAAACAGCAAGGCGAGCGACCCUCGGGAUAUGGUAUACGCCCUACUCGCAAUAGCCUCCGACGUAUCGCAAAGCGACUUGGGAUCACUGCUAUCGCCGGACUACUUCAAAACUGAAGAGCAGCUGGUGCAGGACCUCAAGACAUACCUGUUUCUCGAUUUGCGAUAUUGCAGAGAUAUUCCCGAGCGAACCAUGGUAUUGUUUCUCGAAGUGCUGCCUCAACGAACAGAGGCGAUCCUCCAGAACGUUGUGGUGGCAGGGGUCACAAGCCACAUUCGCACGCUUCUUGAGAGGGGCCAAAGGUUCACUGUCAAUAAGGCCGUGGUUAGUGAAAUACGGACUCAAGAAAAAUCGGGAACUACAAAGUUCCUCUGCGAUCUAGCUCAACUUGAGCACCAAAACCUUCAAUUCGUCUUAGAAGGCGUAGAGUCGGCGUUUCGGUUUUGCGACAUUGCAACAGCGCAAGGUCUUUUGCACCAAUUUGGAAUAGGCGUACAGAUCAAUCAUCAUCUUGCCGAAGCCUUGGUACACCGAAGAGACGGCAGGAAUCAAAUCCUCAUGAUGCUGAUGAAAUGGGACAAUCCUCCUAUUCCAUUAACUCAAGAAGGGUUAUCCAUGUUGGUAGCGGCGCUUGAUCCGCCCUUGUUGGAACAGCUUCUCCAUACUUACCAGCCCCAAGUAUAUCAACUAACUCACGAACUUCUGAGAUCAGCUGCCCGCAAUCGGAAAAGGGGUACGAUCAUCCCGAUACUCCUUAAUUUGGUCGGCGAUCGCAUGGAAUUUGAAAUGAGUGGGUUGCUAUGGUUGCUGCGAUUCUUGGACAUAAAUGAAUUACUGCCGCUGCUCAAGUCAGGAUUCCAAAGAGUCAGCGUUGUUGCUUUGGGGCCCCCCCCUGAUGCGCAUGUCCGCUGGUCCGCGGUCUUUUUAUGCCACUGGAGCCCACGCGACAUCUAUAAAGAGAUCGAACGCAUAAGAAGAAUCACAGCUGAUGGUCUGCGCUUGAAUACUGCGGCGAUCGAGGUGGAGGCGACACUCAACAGCGGGUUGGAUGUAAGUGCAACCCUUAUCUGGAACAGUUUGCACCCAGAUAAGCCGAAACGUUUAAGAGCUCGAUAAACCAUCAAAUGACGACUGUUAUCAAGAAAGGAAAGUACAAAUGUCACCAAAUUCAAGUGAAAUAUCUAAAUAUAAGUCAUCGUCGAAAAGCAAAUGAUCUAGAAACUCGUUUCAAAACCACCGGCAGUUGAUCCGAAAAUUGAGAUCUAUAAUGGAAGGAUAUUCUCGGGCCACGGCGCAUGUCGCGCCGGUAACCGAAAUGAGGACCACCUGAUCCAAAACUAUUGCCCUUCUUGACAUUACUCAUAACAACCAACUUUGCCGGCU
This is a messenger RNA of Colletotrichum acutatum, 2567 nucleotides long. RefSeq names its product HET domain-containing protein. Lineage: Eukaryota; Fungi; Ascomycota; Sordariomycetes; Glomerellales; Glomerellaceae. The transcript has a single exon. The coding region runs from base 369 to 2300 and encodes 643 amino acids. The record is from RefSeq and is a predicted model, not a curated record.